AUGGAGAGAAUAAUUAGAAGUUUGGUAAAUGGUCUGUAAAUUGGGCAGGAGAGAAUUUAAACAAUGUUGGUGGCUGGUACUCUAGUGAGGAGAAAAAAUAGGGUUUUUGGAAGGAAAUAAGUAGAUAGUUAAAAUUAUAUUCAAUUGAACACAGCAUUUGGAGUAUACAACUAAUUAAGUUAGAAGAAUGGUAAAUAGAUUGAGCUGAGUGAUUGAUAUAGAUAUAGGAAAUAAUCUAUUAAGGUGAGUAUAAAAAUA
Paramecium primaurelia is the source of this 258-nucleotide messenger RNA. NCBI's taxonomy places the organism in Eukaryota, Ciliophora, Oligohymenophorea, Peniculida, Parameciidae. The record is from the annotation of a GenBank genome assembly.